Seriola dumerili (greater amberjack) is the source of this 718-nucleotide messenger RNA. It is a transcript of the gene bricd5, whose product is annotated as BRICHOS domain containing 5. The record is from RefSeq and is a predicted model, not a curated record. Bases 1 to 696 code for a protein of 231 amino acids. Lineage: Eukaryota; Metazoa; Chordata; Actinopteri; Carangiformes; Carangidae. The transcript has 6 exons. Gene Ontology annotation, biological process: regulation of cell population proliferation.
AUGGUGAGGUGCUGGAAACAUUCAGAAAACCGUUUGGAGGAAGCACAGUGCACGGAUGGGGGCCCUGCUGCGUCCCCCCAGUCCCACUUCCCACAUAAGGCAUUCUGGGUCAGCCUCUCAGCCUCUCUGCUCCUGGUUGUCAUUACCCUCGGUUUGACGGGGUACCUCGGGAUGUCGCAACCCCACUCUCAGUCUUUACAGAUUGUGAGAAUCGCAGUUCCAGAUCAGACUGGAGCUCUGAUCAAUCAGUCGGCCGUUGUGGACCAGCAGAAUGACCUGGUGACCUUUUCCGUGACCUCACCGGCAAAUCAGACGUCCACUGUGCUGUUUGAUAUCAAACAUGGUUUGAUUUGUUACAAACCGCUCGAGCAGGACAGCUGCCUCCUGCGAAAGAUGGAGCAGUCUGAUUAUGACAACGUGCACUCCCUCCUUCAUGAGUCAACACACAAGAGUCACUUCCAGCUGUCUGAGAAUGAGACCCAGAGGCAGACAGAGUUCCUGGGGGUGCUGGCAGCCAGUCAGGUGGACGUGUCCACGCUUGAGGAGCCUCUGCAGGCUCUGUGUCGGGACAGGUCCGUCCACUGGACCAGGAGGGCCAAAGGCCCGGGCAAACAGAGGCUGGUCUACUUCUGCAUCGACAUCUGUUUCCCCAGCAACAUCUGCGUGUCUGUCUGUUUCUACUACCUGCCAGAGUGACUGUGUGUAUUCAAUUCUUCUC